GAAGGACUGGCGAGCGUUUCAAAUGCUGUUCGUUUGGCUGUCCGACUUGGGGCUAUCCAUUCAACACUACGGUUAGUCGCCCCGACGGUGUGAUUCGAAACGUAGCGACAAGCCUUGGCCCUCAUCUCAUCAUGGAUAUUGGGUCUUGGUGCUGACGAUUGAUAUUUCGGACUCCACUUAGUACGGAAAACUGGGAGUUGUUCCGUCGACCGGCAGCAUUAUAUACACCACGCAGCGCGCCCGCUCCUUGACUCCUGAACGUUUAGCUUGGAUAGUUUUUCGCUCCUUUCUAGCUGGCCUACUAACACUCCUUAUCUUGAUACCAUCCACCAUGCAGUGGAAGUCAUUCCUUUUGUUCGUUGCCAUUGCCGACUCGGGCCUGGCUCGCCUCCAUGGCCAUCAGCGUCGGCACCGACAUCAUCCCGCGCAUCCGAAUUUGCAAGGCCCGGAGGCGAAUCUGGAAGCCAGAGACUUGGAAGUUAAGACCGUCGUCGACCUGGAUGUCGUCACCGUCACUACUACUAUUACCGGCCAGCCCGUGGCUGAAGCCCCGGCCCCAACCUCCAGCAGCACGACUACCGCGGCGGCAGCAGAAGCCGAGAUCACCCCCGCCGAUACGCACGAAGACGUGAUAAGCGUUGACCUUGGCGCCAGCAUUGGAGCCUCUAUCACCACACCUUCUCUUAUCCCCAGUGCCGAGAGCAUCGCACCAACCAGCACCCCGGCGGCCAGCACCACAGCCUCAGGAGGAUCCACCAGCUGGACGUCCACUCCCUCCAGCGGAGAAUUCUCCACUAGUGGAUUUGGAGCGCGCACUAACUCCUCUGGUAGCGGCAUCGAGUAUAGCGGCAACGUCGGCAGCCCCUGGGGAAGCAACAUCAUCGAAGUGAGCGCCAGUACCGCAUACCAAUACAGAUAUGUCGUCCAGUUCACCGGCAGCAACACCGACGACUGGACCGUCGUUUUCUGGAACAAGAUCGGCCCCGAUGGUAAGAUGGACGGCUGGUACGGUCAUUCAGCUCUGAACUUCACCUUGGGUGCCGGCGAAACGAAGUAUGUCGCCUUCGACGAGGACUCGCAGGGAGGCUGGGGCGCGGCAAAGGGCUCUUCGCUCCCGACGGAUGAUUACGGCGGAUACUCGUGCACCUGGGGAGAGUUCGACUUCGGAAGCACAAUCAAUGACGGCUGGUCUGGAUGGGAUGUCUCGGCUAUCCAGGCGCAGUCGGCUGGCCAAACCGUCCAGGGCAUGAAGAUCUGUAACCACAACGGAGAAACCUGCUCCACGAUCACUUCUGGGGCAUCGACAGUAACCAACGCGUAUACCAAGUCAGAGGCCUCGGUGGACGGCAUUGGUGGUUCGCUCAACACGAAUUCGGUGCGCUUGGUGGCUGUUGUGGAUUAUAGCGCAUAAUUUGUGAAUA
This is a messenger RNA of Aspergillus pseudonomiae, 1421 nucleotides long. RefSeq names its product putative allergen Asp F4-like. NCBI's taxonomy places the organism in Eukaryota, Fungi, Ascomycota, Eurotiomycetes, Eurotiales, Aspergillaceae. The record is from RefSeq and is a predicted model, not a curated record. The coding region runs from base 332 to 1411 and encodes 359 amino acids. The transcript has a single exon. Gene Ontology annotation, molecular function: IgE binding. Gene Ontology annotation, cellular component: extracellular region.